This is a messenger RNA of Papilio polytes (common Mormon), 1987 nucleotides long. It is a transcript of the gene Vps45, whose product is annotated as vacuolar protein sorting-associated protein 45. Gene Ontology annotation, biological process: vesicle-mediated transport; intracellular protein transport. Bases 105 to 1811 code for a protein of 568 amino acids. The transcript is spliced from 9 exons. The record is from RefSeq and is a predicted model, not a curated record. Gene Ontology annotation, cellular component: Golgi membrane. NCBI's taxonomy places the organism in Eukaryota, Metazoa, Arthropoda, Insecta, Lepidoptera, Papilionidae.
UUGUCAAAUGUCAAAACAAAUAAUUGGAUUUCGAAAAGAUUUAUCUGAUUAGGUGAAAAGUGUAUUUAUUUCUGCUAUUUACGACAAAACGUAAAGUUUAAACCAUGAAUGUUAUAAAGGCACUAAAGAUGUAUAUCACUAAGAUGACUGAAGAAAGCGGUCCAGGAAUGAAAGUUAUUCUAAUGGAUAAAGAGACUACAAGUAUAGUCAGUAUGGUGUACAGUCAAUCGGAGAUAUUACAAAAAGAGGUAUAUCUGUUUGAGAGGAUAGACAAUCCAAGCAAAUUUGAUAACCUAAAGCACAUGAAAUGCAUUGUAUUCCUUCGUCCAACAUCUGAAAAUAUUGCAUUGCUGUCCAGAGAGCUACGCUGUCCUAAAUAUGGAGUUUAUUUUAUUUAUUUCAGUAAUGUGAUAUCGAAGGCUGACAUCAAGACGCUGGCGGAGUGUGAUGAGCAGGAGGCUGUGCGGGAGGUUCAGGAGGUGUUUGCUGACUAUCUAGCCGUGGAUAGACAUCUCUUUUCAUUUAACAUUGUUGGAUGUUUGCAUGGUCGGUCGUGGAACCAAAGCCACUUGCAGCGCGUGUCGCAGGGCCUGCUGGCGCUGGUGAUGUCGCUGAAGAAGCGCGCGGUGGUGCGCUACGAGGCGUCGUCGGAGCCCUGCGCGCGCCUCGCGGAGCGCGUGCGCGACCUGCUGCGCCGCGAGACCGUGCUUAUAGACAACACUAUACCCUUCAACGGAGAUGUGCCCGCGCCGGUACUGCUCAUUAUCGAUAGGAGAGAUGAUCCUGUUACACCGUUGUUAAAUCAGUGGACGUACCAGGCGAUGGUGCACGAGCUGCUGGGCAUCAGCAACAACCGCGUCAGCCUGGCGCACCUGCCCGACGUGCACAAGGACUUCAAGGAGGUGGUGCUCUCCUCGGAACAGGACGAAUUCUAUGCCAAGAAUUUGUACGCUAACUUCGGUGAGAUCGGGCAGACUAUCAAGUCCCUGAUGGAGGAGUUCCAGCGCAAAGCCAAGAGCCACCAGAAGGUGGAGAGUAUCGCUGAUAUGAAGAACUUUGUUGAAACCUAUCCAUUAUUCAAGAAAAUGUGUGGCACGGUGACGAAGCACGUGUCGGUGGUGGGCGAGCUGUCGGCGCUGGUGGGCCGCCACCGCCUGCUGGAGGUCUCCGAGCUGGAGCAGGAGAUGGCCUGCCAGAGCGACCAUGCUAAACACCUGCAGCGUUUAAAAGCGCUGAUAGGCGAGGAGUCUGUGCGCGAGUGCGACGCGGCCAAGCUGGUGGCGCUGUACGCGCUGCGCUACGAGAAGCACGCGGGGAACGCGCUGCCCGCGCUACUGGACUCGCUGCGCGCGCGCAACGAGGCCAGCGUGCGCGCGCCAGUGCUCGCGCUGGAGUGGGGGGGAGCGCACGCGCGGAAAACUGACCUCUUCGGCCUACAAGACGCCGUUAAGAUAACCAAGAGAUUGUUCAAGGGUUUAAAUGGCGUAGAAAACAUCUACACUCAACACACACCACUCCUUAAAGAUACCAUAGAGGACCUCAUUAAGGGGAAACUACGCGAGAACUUGUACCCUACUCUAGGUGGAGAUGAGACCAAUGGACGGAGACCACAGGACAUCAUAGUGUUUAUUGUGGGAGGUGUGACGUACGAGGAAUCCCUCUGUGUGCAUCAGAUCAACCAGGCGAACCCUGGGGUGAGGGUAGUGUUGGGCGGCACCACCAUACACAACUCCACCACCUUCAUGGAGGAGAUAAAGUCAGCAAUGCAGGGCGUGCACAGAACACAUACGAGGCAUAUCAGAAAUGUAUAAAGUCCAUUUACUUAUAAUUUUUCAUAUACAGGGAAAAACGUGUACAAUGGACUACACCUUGGUCGAAGUUAUGACUUAACUCAACUUACUUUUAUCCAAAGUUUCUCCUUGUUAUCUAUACUAUUAUAAUAAAGCGUAAACACACACUUAUUUUUUGCGUAACAUGUCAGCAAUUA